Exophiala aquamarina CBS 119918 is the source of this 2244-nucleotide messenger RNA. RefSeq lists its product as uncharacterized. The record is from RefSeq and is a predicted model, not a curated record. Gene Ontology annotation, molecular function: zinc ion binding; DNA binding. Bases 1 to 2244 code for a protein of 747 amino acids. Gene Ontology annotation, biological process: DNA-templated transcription. The transcript is spliced from 2 exons. Gene Ontology annotation, cellular component: nucleus. NCBI's taxonomy places the organism in Eukaryota, Fungi, Ascomycota, Eurotiomycetes, Chaetothyriales, Herpotrichiellaceae.
AUGCUCAAGCCUGGCCCAAAGGUUGGAAGUGUUCACAAGAGACGCCGAAUGGAGAACCCCUUAACUCGGAAGAGCUCGCAGCCGAGCCCUUCUACAGCCGGCAAUCCAGUAACGAGGGAGGAGCUGCCCUCAAGCCCGAGAUCACCCCCCCAGAUCAUCGGCCAUGAGGACGAGAGUCUAUACUCUAAACAUAUACAGGCGGUCUCUGACCUUUGUCACAUGACGAAUGAAGAUCCGUCUCCAGCAACUGCCGACAUACUCUCUCCCACUAACACGGCUUUAGCGAGCCAGGAUGUACUCACUGCUGCGUGCGACGCACUUGGAGUUUCUCAAGAUUCAAUAGAGCAAAUGAUAGAGACCUUUUUCAGGACAUUCACCCCAUUCCGCCUCUUUCGCGAACCCCAGUUUCUCUCAAAGCUGGCCCAACUGCCCUCUGUGGUUCAAGUAAAAGCCUUACUUGCACCAAUUUGUGCUUUUGCCUGCAAAGACGCAACCCUCCUGUUUCAACAGAACCCUGAUCGAUCCAAGGCCUCCGACUUUGCAGAUCUAGCCAUCAAGUUCGUCGAUGAAGCAAUUGCUCAGUGUGGAGAUGAAGCUCCACCAUUGUGUGUCCUUCAAGCCCUUAUCUUGACCACUCACUGGGUGAUCGUCCGAGGUGUUCGUGGUAGAGCCUGGCGAUAUGUUGGUCUCUGUGUCCGAGUUGCAUUCGAACUGGGACUGCAUAUUACAGAUGUUGACGUCAGGCCCGAGGCGUACAGUAGAAGUCCGGAGAAGUGGUGUGAAGAGGAAGAACGACGCCGCGCAUACUGGGCGGUAUGGGACAUGGAUCAAUUUGCUAGUCACAUCAAACACAUCCCAAUUACGAUAGACUGGGCUCAAUACGAAGUUUGUCUUCCAGUCGAGGAUGAUCGAUGGUUUGAUGGUAGGCCCCAGCGGAGUUGUGCCCUGGCGGGAGACUUGAUCAAUCGAAGCAAAGACCUGCACGCCACAGGGAAUAAGAGCCCGAGGGCGUGGUUUAUUGUGAUCGCGUCUCUGAACGCGGAGGCGAAUGAGCUAGCUUACCCUCAAGAAAAGAUACAUCGCCGCUCGAGGGAAAGAGUACUAGCGAUUGCUGAUCGUCGACAAGCAUUGUUCAAUGCGAUCCAACUCAGCCUGAUCCUUCUCCCACAAGAACUGAGAUUUCACGGCCAGCAUCUCGACUUCGGAACACACACCAUGGGUCUAGAGCGCAUUCCUUCCGUAUUGCAUCUGCACAGUUCUAUAUAUCUGAUAGCCUUGUUGCCGGAAACAUCAAAGAUCAUUGCUCUAAGACCAUACGUCUUUGAAGCCUAUUUGAGAAAGCUUCUUACAAAGGCUCAAAGCUCGGGUACUCGAGGUGAAGAGCAGGAGUUGAGUGAAAUGCAGGAAGAAUCGGCUCGAAAAGUUGAGCAGUGUUACAAAGCUGCUGACGCUAUAUUAAACAUUGUCAUGAAUUGUCAUGAGAGCCAUUACAAAUACGUCAGCCCGUAUGUGGCGCACGUCUCGUGGUUGGCAGCGACGGUGCCUUUACUUCAGCAAGAGCUUGUGGAAGACGACUCCCAGAAACUGGUGAUCCGGUCGAGAUUUGAGAUUUUAAAAGCUACAGUCAGCAGAUUUCUCGAUUAUUGGGAGAUGUCCCAAGUACCGAAGCAAAACCUUGAUCUACUGGAACUGCGGCUAAAGCAAUUCUCGGCGGCUUCGAAAUGCCUCAAGCCUAGGGAUGCAGCAGCAGAUGCAACAGCAGAUGCAGCAGCACAGAAGCAGAGGCCACAGCUUGGUGAAAGGUCUCAAGGAGGUUAUAUAGCUCAAUCGACUAACUCUGAUUGGCUCUCGGAAUCUGAAGAAAAUGUUGCUCCCGAUAGACCCGGCAAUUUCGGCCAUUAUCACAAUCAACCCGAUGACUACAGGCCUUCAAGAAAUGCCAAUCUUCCAGAAUCCGCAUUAUCUGGGACAAGCCAAGCAUUACCACCCGACAUGAGACCAGAAGGUUCGAAUUUUAUGCAGCCUAGUCACUGGCAUGAGCUCCACAGCCAAUUCAACACAGCAUUCCCGUUGCGGGAUGCGAGUUUAGAUUCAUGGUUUGAGACUGGUAUUCAGCAGGCUCCAAAUGCAAGCACAGACUCCGACCCGUCGAACUGGCUUUCUCUUUUCAACAACGUAGAAGUGAAUGAAGAAUUGACUGAUUGGUUUGGUAGAUUCUCGGGAUGGGACCCAGCCGAGUUCUAA